AUGGACGACCUGGACUACAUCCCAGUAGACCUGAGCCCAGAGGAGCGCGCUGAGCUUGAGGACAUUCGCAGGAGGAAAGGAGUCCUGCUGCAGGAGAUCCAGAGGCUCCGAGAGGAGCUCCGAGAGGCCAUUUUAGAAGUGGAAGGACUUGAGACCAGCACAGAGGGCAGUAAAACUCUACAGAAGAGUAGACAUGUGGCAAUGGGCCGCAAGAAAUUCAACAUGGACCCCAAAAAGGGUAUUGUGUUUUUGGUUGAAAAUGACCUGCUCAGACACACAUCUGAAGACAUUGCUCAGUUCCUGUACAAAGGUGAAGGUCUCAACAAAACAGCAAUAGGAGAUUACCUCGGAGAAAGGGAUGAUUUCAAUAUAAAAGUUCUACAGGCUUUUGUUGAUCUGCAUGAAUUCACUGAUCUUAACCUUGUCCAAGCCUUGAGGCAGUUUCUGUGGAGCUUCCGUUUGCCUGGUGAAGCCCAAAAGAUUGAUCGAAUGAUGGAAGCUUUUGCCCAGAGAUAUUGUCAUUGCAACCCAGGUGUCUUCCAGAGCACAGACACAUGCUACGUGUUGUCGUUUUCAAUCAUUAUGCUGAAUACGAGUCUUCACAACCCAAAUGUGAGGGACAAGCCUGGAGUGGACCGCUUCAUCACCAUGAAUCGAGGCAUCAAUGAGGGUGGCGACCUGCCGGAGGAUCUGCUGAGAAAUCUUUAUGAAAGUAUUAAGAAUGAGCCCUUUAAAAUACCAGAGGACGAUGGAAAUGACUUGACGCACACAUUUUUUAACCCGGACAGAGAAGGCUGGCUUCUCAAACUCGGGGGACGCGUAAAAACAUGGAAAAGACGAUGGUUUAUUCUUACAGAUAACUGUCUAUAUUACUUCGAAUACACCACAGACAAAGAACCCAGGGGAAUUAUUCCUUUGGAAAACCUCAGCAUACGUGAAGUGGAGGAUCCAAGAAAACCGAAUUGCUUUGAGCUGUACAUCCCGAACAACCGUGGGCAGCUCAUUAAGGCGUGUAAAACUGAGGCGGAUGGAAGAGUAGUGGAAGGUAAUCAUAUGGUUUACCGCAUUUCUGCUCCGACACCAGAAGAAAAGGACGAAUGGAUCCACAGCAUCAAAUCUGCCGUCAGCGUGGAUCCUUUCUAUGAGAUGCUUGCUGCGAGAAAGAAGCGGAUUUCACUGAAGAAAAAAGAGGAGCAGCCAUAA
Messenger RNA from Knipowitschia caucasica, 1203 nucleotides. Lineage: Eukaryota; Metazoa; Chordata; Actinopteri; Gobiiformes; Gobiidae. The record is from the annotation of a GenBank genome assembly.